Messenger RNA from Closterium sp. NIES-65, 1950 nucleotides. NCBI's taxonomy places the organism in Eukaryota, Viridiplantae, Streptophyta, Zygnematophyceae, Desmidiales, Closteriaceae. The record is from the annotation of a GenBank genome assembly.
AUGACCAGCUGCGUUCUUUCCUCCGCCGCGUCCCUCGCUGGCUGCCAAAUUGCGGCUCCCCGUCAACAGCAGACUGUCAGGCGGUCAGUCGCCGCCGUCCGCUGCGAGGCGGCGUCAUCGGAGGACAAGCACGUCGUGUCCCGGCGAUCAGCCGCUGCUUUCGGCCUAGCUGCGCUUCUCGCUGCCAUCCCCGCGUCUUCCGCUUCCGCUAAAGACAUCCCUCUUUUCGGCAUUAGGAGGAAGGCUGUUGAGGAGGAGCCCGCUGCUGCUCCAGUGGCUGCUCCCGCGGUUGCCUCGUCUCCCGCUGCUCCCGUUGUUGCUCCCUCCGUCGGUGUCCCAGUUACGUCAGAGAGCGACAUUCCCGCUGAGACCCAGGCUGUCGCCGUUGCUGCCGUGGAGGUCGUUGCUGUGCUUACCGCUGGCGCCAUCGUCAAGUCGGUGUUCUCGUCCCUGCGGCACGUUAGUCAUAGGGGGAAGGGCAACGGGAAGGGGAAGGGGAAGGGGAAAGGGGUCGCGGAUGGGGGAGGAGGGGGCGCGGAGGGCGAGGGGGAAGGGGGCGGAGGGGGAGCGGAGGAUGAGGAGAUGCGGAAGUUUCUGGCGGAGGUGAAACGGGCAGAGGCGGAAGCAGCUGCUGCGAAACGAGCAGCGAGAAAGAGAGGGCGGGUGGUGGCGGCUUUAGCCCAUGGUGCUGAUGCUGAUAUGGAAGAGGAAGAAGAGGAGGAAGAGGAGGAUGAGGGGGAGGAGGAAGGGGAGGGAGAGGGAGAGGAGGGUGAAGAGGCAGGAGAGGGGAAGGGGGAAGGGAGGAAGGGGCAGGAAGGUGGAAAUGAGGAUGUGGAAAUGACUGCUGGAGACGAACAAGAGCAACGGCAGCAGCAGGGGCAGGAGAAAGGGGAGGGGCAGGGGCAGCAAGGGCAGGGGCAAGCGGAGGAGGGGGAUCCAGCAGAAGGGGAUCAGUUUGAGGAUGAUGACGGCACGACAUACCGAUGGGAUGCCCGCAUGCGCGUGUGGGUGCCUCUGGGGGAAGAAGGAGCAGCAGCAGCAGCAGCAGCAGCAGCAGCAGCAGCAGCAGGAGCAGGAGCAGCAGGGGCACCAGAUGCAGCAGCAGGGUUACCAGGUUACGACCCAGAGCAGAUGGUAUUCGUAGAGGACGAGGAGGUUAUUCCGUCUCUAGACGCUGUCAUUGCUGCUGCUGUUGCUGAGAGGGAGCGAGCAGAGGCGAGCGAGGAGGAGGAGAUGGGGGCGGGGCGAGGGGGGAAUGAGGAGCGUGGCCAACAACGAGCCAAACGAGUGGUGGCCAAUAACGAGCCAAACGAGUGGUUUGAGCUGAAAGUCAAUACGAGUGUGUAUGUCACCGGCCUGCCUCAUGACACCGACGAGGACGAGGUGGGGGAGGUGUUUUCCAAGUGCGGGCUUAUCAAAGAGGAUCUGGACACGGGCAAGGCACGGGUGAAGCUGUAUCGGGACAAGGCAACGGGCGAGCUCAAGGGGGAUGGGCUCAUCACAUUCCUCAAGCCGCCUUCAGUUGACCUAGCUCUCAAGAUUCUGGACGGCACUCCUCUGAGACUAGGAGACAAGCAGCCUAUGUCUGUGACUCUGGCCAAGUUCGAGCAGAAAGGCAAUGUGUUUGUAAAGAAAGCGAGUGACAAGAACAAGAAGAAGAAACUCAAGAAGCUCGAAGCGAAGGUGCUCGGAUGGGGCGGAUCCGACAACGCCAAGCACACCCUGCCCAUGACGGUUGCUCUCUUCCACAUGCUCACACGCGACGAGGUGGUCAAUGACCCCUCACUGCCGGUGGAGCUGGAGGCGGAGGUGCGCGAGGAGUGCGCCAAGAUGGGGGUCGUUGAGAGGGUCAAGGUGUACCCCAAUCAUCCAGACGGUGUAGUGACAGUGAGGUUCAAGGACAAGGCAGCUGCGUUCAAGUGCAUAGAAGUCAUGCAUGGGCGAUGGUGA